UUUCGAAGAAGGAAGGGGAUAAGGGAGCCAGGUACAUUUACAGCUCCCAUGACCUUUGCCUUGAGAUUCGUGAUCUUCUCAAUCUCCUCCGCGAUCCCUCUGUUCCUUCCUCUCUCUCCUCUGAACCUUCCACACUUCAUCUUCCUCCUUAGCUUCUCUUACAAAUAUCUCUUUCCCUGCCGCCCCCUCUCCUGAAAAACCAAUGAAGACCAGCACUAACACCAAGCUCAUUCUCUUUCAUCCUUCUCUUCACAAACAAUCUUCUCCUUUAUUACUCCCUCCCCAUCGCCUCCGCCUUCUCUUAUUCUUUGUCUUCCUCACUUUCCUCUUCAUCCUCACCCUCCGCACCACCACCUUCACCCUCACCCAAUCCUCCGCCUCCGCCUCCGCCGCCUCUUCCUCCGCCGGUUCUCUUCCCCCCUCGGUUGCCAGAGCUCUCCUCCACUAUGCCGCCGCCUCCAACGACACUGCCAAAUCCAUGUCUGCCUCCGAGCUCUCCGCCAUCGCCGUCGCUCUGGUUCAAAACCCGAGACCUAAUUUUCUCAUCUUCGGCCUCACCCGCGAGUCCCUCCUCUGGUCCGCCCUCAACCACCACGGCCGCACGGUGUUCCUCGACGAGAACGAAUACGCCAUCUCCAAAUUUGAGCAGUCCAACCCCGGGAUUGAAGCAUACGACGUUCAGUUCACCACCAGGGUGAGCGAUUACCCUCAGCUUCUUUCUCUCGCUAAAACCCAGUCGAAAAGCGACUGCAGACCUGUGCAGAAUCUCCUGUUCUCGGAGUGCAGGCUCGGAAUCAACGAUUUGCCGAACCACAUAUACCAAAUACCGUGGGACGUGAUUCUGGUUGACGGCCCACGUGGGUAUUCGGCGGCGUCGCCGGGGAGGAUGUCGGCGAUUUUCACCGCGGCCGUUCUUGCGAGGAGCAAGAAAGGCAGCGUCGGGGGUAAGAGAGUGAGAACGCAUGUGUUCGUGCACGAUUUUUACAGAGAGGUGGAGAGGAUUUUCAGCGACGAGUUUCUGUGCCAAGAGAAUUUGGUGGGGACGGUGGAUAUGUUGGGGCAUUUUGUGGUGGAAGGUGGGAGCGAGAAUGAUAAUAGUUCUGGAUUUUGUAAAAAUUCGAGCUCUCCGGCUUCUUCAUCGUCAUUGCCGUCGGAAAGUGAAGAAGACGAUUAAGUUCUGAGAAUCUGUAAAAAUGAUGUUUUUUCCCUUCUCUCUUUUUUUUUUCUUGGCGCAAUUUUAUAACAAGGAAAAGAAGUGUAAUAUAAUUUGGAGUUGUCAUAGUGGUUUGCCCCUUC
This is a messenger RNA of Prosopis cineraria, 1296 nucleotides long. RefSeq names its product protein IRX15-LIKE-like. The transcript has a single exon. Gene Ontology annotation, biological process: xylan biosynthetic process. NCBI's taxonomy places the organism in Eukaryota, Viridiplantae, Streptophyta, Magnoliopsida, Fabales, Fabaceae. The record is from RefSeq and is a predicted model, not a curated record. The coding region runs from base 203 to 1174 and encodes 323 amino acids.